CUUUGUGCUGUUUACCACAAGAUAGCCCAAUGUGCGCGCGCGCCCCACCCACCACUACAGCGCGCUAUUUAAAGCGUGAACACAGCAACAGCGCGAGAUCGUCAUCAGCGCGAGCGCAACAUCAGAACCGAUGCUGGAUUAAUUAAUCUCUGUGUUGGAUUAUUCCUAUUCAGUAUAUUGAAAAUCAACUCAAAACCAUAAUAUCAAAUGAAGAAGCAAAGUUGCGAGUCAUAAAAAACUGAGGAUUUCUUCUGAAAAUUGUUUCAAUUUUUCAGAAUAGCUACUUAAUAUGACUCUGCAAAUGACAUUGCAGCUGAUUAGAGCUUUGAUAGUGGCGUGUGGUUGCAGUAUCGUCGCAGACGCGAUGAGCGCUAACUUCACUCUGGAUAAUGAGAUUCAAUCCAGCUUCAUCCAGCGGCGACUCAAAAGCCAGGAGCGCAGAGAGAUGCAGCGCGAGAUCCUCUCCAUCCUCGGGCUGCCCCACCGGCCCCGUCCGCUUCUCCACGAGAGACACACCGCAGCUCCCAUGUACAUGCUGGAUCUGUACAACGCCAUCCUACAGGAUGGAGGGCAGCGUAGCGGUUAUGCGUACUCUUAUGAACCGGUUUUCACGACACCGGGAACCCCGAUGGUGACCCAGCAGGACAGUCGCUUUCUUAGUGAUGCGGAUAUGGUGAUGAGUUUUGUCAAUUUGGUUGAUUCAGAUGAAGACCUCCAUCUCUAUUAUCAGCACCGCAGAGAGUUCCGCUUCGACCUCUCUCGCAUCCCAGCGGGAGAAACCGUGACUGCUGCAGAGUUCCGUAUCUACAAGGACUUUGUACACGAGCGUUAUGAAAAUGAGACGUUCCGUGUCAGUGUGUUCCAGGUGCUCCAGCUGCAGCCCAAAAGGGAGCUCUACCUGCUGGACUCACGAGUGGUAUGGGCGGCGGAAGACGGAUGGCUGGUAUUUGACCUCACAGUCACCAGUAACCAUUGGGUCAUAAAUCCAGGUCAGAACCUGGGACUACAGCUCUCUCUGGAGAAUGCACACGGUGAAAGCAUGAACCCCAGGAGAGCAGGGCUGGUGGGCAGCAGUGGACCUCAGGAUAAGCAGCCAUUUAUGGUGGCGUUCUUGAAAGCAUCAGGACUCCACCUCCGUAGUGUCCGCUCAGCAUCAGGAAACAAACAGAGGGGUCACAACCGCUCUAAAACCCCCAAACCUGGUGCUGCACCCAGCCAGGUGGCUCUAAAGACAGCUGUAGCCACAGAGGGUGCCAGCGUUGACCCCAAACAGGGCUGCAAGAAACAUGAACUCUAUGUCAGUUUCAGAGACCUGGGAUGGCAGGAUUGGAUCAUUGCUCCAGAGGGUUAUGCUGCGUACUACUGCGAGGGAGAAUGUGUUUUUCCCUUGAAUUCUUAUAUGAAUGCCACAAACCACGCUAUCGUACAGACACUGGUUCAUUUCAUAAACCCAGAAACAGUCCCAAAGCCCUGCUGCGCUCCAACACAGUUGCACGGAAUCUCCGUCUUGUACUUUGAUGACAGCUCCAACGUUAUAUUGAAAAAGUACCGCAACAUGGUAGUCAGAGCCUGCGGAUGCCAUUAAGUCACAACUUCUGCUCUUGCCAAGAGAAAUGUGAGGGACAAGAGAAUAUAAGUGACAAAAAGACUGAUUUUCUUGAUCAUAAAGAUUCCAGAGAGGGAAGAGACUUGUUACUGGAGUAUAACUGGACUUCUUUGUUAGCAAAUUAUGCAUUCAAAGCAUACAUUCUCAUCCACAUCUCAAAACGCCUGGAAUUGUAAGAAGCUGACCACAGCUAAGUCAAGUGUGUGGGGUUCUGGCUUUCAUCUGUGCACGAAGAGCCAAGUUUGGAAUAUCAAAGAAGACAUGAGCAGAUACGGAGAGCAAAAACUGGCCUCAAAGACAUUUUAAAGAGACUGCUCAGGGAAGAGGCAAUGCAUUUACGCACAUUGCUAGACUCUAGCAUAUUUCAUUAGGAAAACCACUCUUACUACACACUAUAAAACAACACUGACAUCAGUAUUUAUAUCACUUUUGCUUCAGAUUCCAUAUUUACACUGGACAUCAAGUGGCAACUUAAUACAAACUGUUUAUCGUACAAACAUGCUUACAGUCAAACAUUAAAAUUUAUUAAUAUUUCCAUGAAACAAAUAUUCCACUGUGAAAAAAAUUCAGCCCAAUAAAGUGGAAAACUUUAUAAUAGAUUCAUUGUACAUUUUUGACCAUUUUGAAUUUAAAGGAAUAGUUCAGCCAAAAAAAUGCUAAUUCAUGUAUCAUUUACCUUUAUGCUGUCUCAAACACGUAUGACUUUUUAUUUCUUCUGCGAAACAGAUAUGGGGUGAUUUUUUAUGUGGUCCAACACUUUUAAGGUUGAGGAGUACCAUUGAUUUAUAUAAUUUCUGAGUUCAUUCAAGUAGUUUAUGGAAAAUGCCGGCCCUGACACGCUUGAUCUAACAAUAUACUGUAUUUCAGCACAAGAUGUGAGAUAGAAAUGCAAAUCAUGUGAGACUGUUAAAAUAUCUCAAAGCAAUUGUUCACAAUUCCACUUAUUCAGCACAUUAAACAAACCCUUUUCACAGAUGUUCUGCACUCCUCGAUUAAACAAGACAGCAGAAAACUCAACCUUGCCUUGAAGUCACUUUGAUUUCAUCACAUAUAUGAAAGAACACGUGUUUUCUAUCAGCAGUUAUCGCUCAUAGAGUCAAUAAAAAGACAAACCCUCCAUUUGCAUGGGUUUGGCCUUUUAAGGAUUUAAAAAAGUCUAACUCAUUGUUCUCUUUGCCUCAUGAGAAAUUUAUUUUGUGUGAAUUUGCCAAUCACUUUAUGAAGAGUGUGUGAAUGUGGAUGUCAUACGCAUAUAUGUGUUUGUGUGUGUAUUUGGCCCCUCAUGCUGUGAAAACACCCCGUUCUCAAGGGCCAGUGUUGCAGUAUGUCCACCUGCAGUAUCAGAGUCAUCACUUAGCCCUUUCCCGCCAGUGAAGCAUGGCCAGGACGGCAGGUGGGCGGUGUCAGGAGAGAGCAUUUGGUUAUAAUCUGAACAUUCGGAAUAAAUCAAAUGAUAAAAUGAAAUGAAUAAAACUGUCUAAAGAGGAGCAGGUGCGCUACAUUUUGGAAGAUGAAAGUUAUAACCGUGCAGCUGUUCUCAAUAACAUCAAUACAAUACAACAUUGUAGCCGUGCAUUAAAGAGAGGUUCCAGUGAUGUAAGAGGUGACCUUCCAGACCAGAUGUUUUCAGAACUGGAAAUCAUUUUAAAUGCCAAACAAAUUAUUUUUCUCAAUGUUUCUAAAAUGUUAUUGUAAUAAAAUGGGAGUCUGUUAUUUGUGGCCCCUUGUGUAUAACUGACCCUUUCCCAUGGUCAAUAAAAAUAAUGUCAAUCAAAUUUGGCAUUUUGAUUAAAUCCACAAUUUAAAGACCUCAUGAAACCAAAUGACGAAUGCAGUGUUCUUUCCUGUGUUGACAUAUGUCCUAUUGAAACAGUUAGAGACAUAUUGAAGGUCUUGUCACUUGUCAGCGAAGCAACUGCUGUUGAGAUAUGGGAAUGCUAUCAAUCGGAUAGCUCUCUCCAGGUAUUAUACGCCUCCUUGGUGACAUGAGUGGUCCAUUUCCAAGAAAAACUACACUGAAUGUAUUUAAUUGCUAAAAGUUGACUUUGUCGAAUACACUAGUAUACAGAUGACC
Molecule: messenger RNA, 3680 nt
Organism: Myxocyprinus asiaticus (Chinese sucker)
Lineage: Eukaryota; Metazoa; Chordata; Actinopteri; Cypriniformes; Catostomidae
Product: bone morphogenetic protein 7-like
Exons: 7
Coding region: 290-1585 (431 amino acids)
Biological process (GO): SMAD protein signal transduction
Cellular component (GO): extracellular region
Molecular function (GO): growth factor activity; cytokine activity
Source: RefSeq, a predicted model, not a curated record